Molecule: messenger RNA, 1653 nt
Organism: Melampsora larici-populina 98AG31
Lineage: Eukaryota; Fungi; Basidiomycota; Pucciniomycetes; Pucciniales; Melampsoraceae
Exons: 4
Coding region: 1-1653 (550 amino acids)
Source: RefSeq, a predicted model, not a curated record
AUGACCCACUUGAGCUCAGAUAGAGAAUGCACCGUUUUCGAAAUUCUCUCCGUCUCUCCCUAUCAAAAAUCUUUCUCUGUGUUCAAACCUACAAUUCUCAUGCCUUCAGCACAGGACUUCUGUCCCAAAGACUAUCGCGGCGUAGCAUCCACUAUCGUCCUUCGUCCGACUGCCGUUCUUUUGGAUUCCGAAAUGCGCACAAUCCAGAUGCCUUUCAGACAAGCCGAAAAUUUUCUUCCUUUCGCCAACAAAUCAUCGGCUCAAAUUCCAGUCGGAGCAUUUCCACGCUUACUCAAUGUAAUCCUGUCGCGUGAAAGUUCUCCAAAGUGUUCGGUGUAUGAUAUAGACACUGCCUCAUUUCCGGAAGACCUUGGACUGGAUCCGUUUCAUGGAACCCCUACAACAUUCAGACCUCCAGUACUGAUGUGGGGCCUAGCCACCUCAGCGGCUGGCAUUGACGAGGCACUUCCACUAUGGAAAGAUUGGAUGAAGGAAGACGAUCACAUCAAGAAGCGAAGAAAGGGAUCUUCAGCAUUGCUUCUCUUAUCGGCAGAAGAUGCACCGGAGACACAGGAACAAUCACGUUCACAAAUUUCGCAAUCUGGAUUGAACAUCGAAAUGGAAGUAGUUCACGCUUCUCAUCAGGCACGGCGUUACUUUGCUCUUAUCCGCUGGUUAUGGUACACGACCAAAGAUCGUACGGGUACCGAGGAGAUAGAUUGGUAUGUGUUGUGUGAUGACGACACUUACUUCCUGGACACCAAAUCGACUCGACAUGGCAUUUCUUUUAUCUUGGCACGUUUUCAAGAUCCCAAGAGUUUCCCUUAUCUUAUCAGCUCUAUGAACAAGACGUUGAGCCAUACCCAACCAGAAGAGAAUGGAGUAUCUAGCGGUUCUGGUAUAUUUAUCUCACGUGAAUUGAUGCGCAUGAUGAACUUGCCUGGACAAUGGGAAGCAUGUGACGAAGAGUUUUCUGAGUUCUCAGGAGAUAAAUUGGCUUGUUCUGGUACAAACCAAUUCAUAUCAGGUCCCACUAUCAUAUCUUGGUGUGCAGCACGUGCACUGAAAGCUAACUCUUUGAAGGACUUCAUCUCUGUGAUGCCCAACUUACACACAUUGGAAGUGAAGGGCGAUGCACAUGGUAUAUUUCAAGCUGGAUGGGAAUUUCUAAGCCUUUAUAAUUUCCGCACUUCAUUUCAGUUCUUCCCAAAAUCUCAUCAUCAUGUUCUGAACGACGAAGUUGAAACUGUUAAGUUGAUUGGCCUCAUCUCUCGGGCAAUCGGCUCGGCAAACUGGGGUCGUAGAUUCGUCUGGGGCGUUGACAGUGACGAGAACCCAACUGGAGAAUCACUUGUGAUCUGUCUUGGCUUCAGCAUCACCAAAUAUGCCGCGGGGGUGAUGGAUACGAAUAUGUUGAGAUCGGUGGAGGAAACAUUUGAUUCAGCAAACUUGACUUCGCCAAUUCGUCCCAAACUCGUUGAAGGACUUCAGAAGAAUACAUACUUCAUCGCGGAUGCUCAAUUUCUCCCUGCUUAUAGUCCUAGCAAGAGGUUCACUCAGAAGCCGGUUCCGGAAGUACUGAUGAUGCGUUAUAUGAAUUCCGACCGAGAGACCCUUGACAUUAUCUGGGAUCCACGCAAACAUAGAAAUUGA